Cannabis sativa is the source of this 1814-nucleotide messenger RNA. Its product is annotated as protein TRAUCO. The transcript has 2 exons. Gene Ontology annotation, cellular component: Set1C/COMPASS complex. Gene Ontology annotation, molecular function: protein binding; transcription cis-regulatory region binding. NCBI's taxonomy places the organism in Eukaryota, Viridiplantae, Streptophyta, Magnoliopsida, Rosales, Cannabaceae. The record is from RefSeq and is a predicted model, not a curated record. The coding region runs from base 146 to 1411 and encodes 421 amino acids.
AUAAUAAAUCUAACUGAAGUUCCCCCCCUUUUCUGAACAGUCUUCCCGUUCUCUCGACUGUCAUUCCCGUUCUGAUUUCAAUUUCAGAACCCUAACUAAACCCUAGCUUCCUGUUUCUCCCCGAAUUCCCUAUCGUUUGAGUGCCAUGGACACUCUUCAAGCCGCUUACAAGGAGGAAGACGACGAAGAAGAUGAACCUUCAAACCAUUCUGCUUCUGCCACUACCGAAGCCGCCAUCUCCGUCGAGCCUACCGAAGCUACGGGCGCCGGGCCACUCGGCCCUCCGCCAUCCGAACAACUAAACGGCGUCAAGACCGACGCGGAAGCCUCCGACGAUCUAUCCGAGUCUGUUAAGUCCCAAGACAAUGAGGACGAAGACGACGAAGAUCCACCUCCAAAGAAGCAGAAACAUCUAUCAGCUUUGACUGAGCAACAUUCGGACCUGGACCAAACUCCAGUAUCUCAUCUUAUUGCAAGUAACGAUGGCCCUGGUAGUGCGGCGAUUACGGCUCCGAUUACUACCACGAAUUCGAAGAAGUCUAAAAAGAAGAAUAACAAUGUGUGGGUUACUAAAUCUACCCGUAAAGGGAAAAAAAAGACUAAGGCUAACAACCACAAUGCUCCUGUGGAGGACACUGUAUUGAUUACUCCCGUGCCAAGAUUUCCUGAUAAAAGCGACGAUACCCCUGAUAUGCAAAUAUGCUUGUCGAAGGUUUACAAGGCUGAGAAAGUGGAAUUGAGCGAGGACCGCUUGAGUGCGGGGAGUACUAAGGGGUAUAGAAUGGUGAGAGCGACUAGAGGAGUUGUGGAAGGAGCAUGGUACUUUGAGAUAAAGAUAGUGAAGUUGGGGGAGACGGGGCAUACGCGGCUCGGUUGGUCGACUGAAAAAGGAGACCUUCAAGCACCUGUUGGGUACGAUGGGAACAGUUUUGGGUAUAGGGAUAUUGAUGGAAGUAAAGUUCACAAGGCUUUGAGGGAAAAAUACGGAGAAGAAGGAUACAGGGAAGGUGAUGUUAUUGGAUUUUAUAUUAACUUACCAGAUGGAGGUAACUGUGCCCCACAGCAGCCGCAUAUGGUUUGGUACAAGGGUCAGCGUUAUCUAUAUGCAGCAGACUCAAAGGAGGAUCCUCCCAAAGUAGUAACUGAUAGUGAGAUAUCAUUUUUCAAAAAUGGAGUAUGCCAAGGGGUUGCUUAUAGGGACUUACAAGGCGGUCGCUACUACCCUGCUGCUUCAAUGUACACUCUUCCCAACCAACCAAAUUGUCUGGUUAAGUUCAACUUUGGCCCUGAAUUUGAAUGUUUCCCUGAGGACUUUGAAGGACGUCCACAGCCUAAACCCAUGGUUGAAGUUCCAUAUCAUGGAUUUGACAACCGAACAGAAAAUGGAGCAACCGAGGAGAAGAAACCUUAGCCAAAAUGCUGUACCACUCAACCCUACUAUUGUGUGCUCGUCAUCUGAGUUCUCAUUCCUCCAUUUAUUGCGGAUUGAAGUUAACUUAUAGAGAUAUGGAUUAGGACACUAAUCAAGAGGAGAGAAAUCUCCAUGUGAUAUAGGAAACUAUUUAACUCAUGAUCUUUUAGUUUUUUGUGCACUUGCGUCUUUGUCUUUUAAGUUGUUUAGUUAAUAUCAAUUUGGUCCUUACAGAAAUUAGUCAUGUUACAAUCAUUUUUGACCACGCUGUAUACAUACCAUUUGCUCAAGAGCUCUCUUCUCACAUUAAUUUUAAAGCUAACUGUUCCAGUCAUGUUGUCCUUCUUCUGUUUUCUUUUGAAUGAAUCUCUUUUAUUUAUUUAUUUAUUUUUUUAUUGCGUCC